CCCCUGUCGCAACCCCGCUUACUCGCCCCAUACUGCUCCGAUCGUCGCAUUUGGGUGUAGAUUUGGCGUCCACUUAAUCUAAUCAAGCAAUUUAUUCUCCGGCGCGGCUCCACGAACGCAGCAUAGUCGCCCUGGCGGUGGACACGAUGUUUAAUGAAUCCAGGUAACGAUUCGCUGCCUUACUCUUUCUGACUCGGAGACGGCUGUUCCGCGAUGCUAGGGUCCAAAUCAGUGUAGAAUUUCUGCGGAACAUAGAACAGUGAAGCAUAUAAAAUGAAGAAUGUUGCCCGUGGACAGACGAGUUGGAGCAGGCCGAAGCUUGAUAGAUCGAUUAAUCCUCACUGCUAAGCACACGAUCAAAAGAUGCUUUUCCAAAACCUCCUUGCUGCUCUAGCUGUCGCUGGUGCUGUCACUGCGGCGCCGUCUGCCAAAAGACAGGAGCGAAAGCUGAAGUGGUUCGGUAUCAAUGAGUCUGGCGCCGAAUUUGGAGAGAAGAACUUCACUGGAGUAUACGGGAAGGAGUUCAUCUGGUAUGAUUUGAACACGAUUGAUCAAUUCAUCGGCCAGGGCAUGAACAUGUUCCGCCUCAACUUCCUCAUGGAGCGCUUGACUCCCAACAAGCUCGACGCGCCUCUCGACCCGCUCUAUCUCGGCAACCUCACCCAGCAGAUCAAGCACAUCACCGACAAAGGCGCCUACGCCAUGGUGCAGCCGCACAACUACGGCCGCUUCCACGGCGAGAUCAUCACCGACACUGCGGGCUUCAAGACGUGGUGGAAGAACGUGGCGGCGCAAUACAAGGACAACGAGCUCGUGGUUUUCGACACGAACAACGAGUAUCACGACAUGGACCAAAAGCUCGUCUUCGACCUGAACCAGGCCGCCAUCGACGGUGUCCGCGAAGCCGGCGCAAAGAAGCAAUACAUCACGCCCGAAGGAAACUCCUGGUCCGGUGCUUGGACGUGGGUGUCGUCCGGCAACGGCGCCUCCCUCGUCAACCUCAAGGACCCGGAGAACAAGCUCAUCUACCAAAUGCACCAGUACCUCGACACCGACGGCUCCGGCACGCAUGCAGAGUGUGUCUCCGCGACAAUAUUUUCUGAGAGGCUGCAGGCUGCCACCAAGUGGCUCAAGGACAACAAGAAGCAGGGCGUCAUUGGCGAAUUUGCAGGUGGGAACAAUGCACAGUGCAUCUCUGCUCUCAAGGACGGCUUGAAGCAUCUGGGAGACAACACGGACGUUUGGUGGGGUGCCAUCUGGUGGGCUGCUGGACCUUGGUGGGGUGACUACAUGUACUCAAUGGAACCGACGUCCGGCGUCGCCUGGACAUCUAUCCUCCCGCAGAUCAAGAGCUAUUUCGUCUAGAGGGAAAGCUUCCUAGAGCUGUCACUCAAUUCAAAGUUUGUGGUUCUUGGCCCGAGUGGCAUGCUGAGGAGACUAACUCACAAAACAAAAUCAUUUUCGUUUCUCUUGUAGAUAUAUUUUAUGUUUAUCCAGAUGCUGUC
This is a messenger RNA of Aaosphaeria arxii CBS 175.79, 1505 nucleotides long. Its product is annotated as glycoside hydrolase family 5 protein. The transcript has 2 exons. Gene Ontology annotation, molecular function: hydrolase activity, hydrolyzing O-glycosyl compounds. The record is from RefSeq and is a predicted model, not a curated record. The coding region runs from base 364 to 1365 and encodes 333 amino acids. Gene Ontology annotation, biological process: glucan catabolic process. Lineage: Eukaryota; Fungi; Ascomycota; Dothideomycetes; Pleosporales.